Molecule: messenger RNA, 402 nt
Organism: Penicillium subrubescens
Lineage: Eukaryota; Fungi; Ascomycota; Eurotiomycetes; Eurotiales; Aspergillaceae
Exons: 3
Coding region: 1-402 (133 amino acids)
Source: RefSeq, a predicted model, not a curated record
AUGCCUCUGAACCCAUUCCGACCUUGUGAGGGCUCGCCAACCUACCAAGAGGAAUAUCGGGGCAACUAUAUACCUAAGGUUAUUGAAAGGGAAUAUGGCCUCCAGGUGGUGGCGCCGGAUACUCCAUACGAACAAAUUGAGAAGCCAACUGUGCAAAACCUGGAGGAAUACAUCUCUAUAGACGAGGCUGUGACUGGCGAAACAGUAUUCGUGGUGCUGCUUGCAAGGGCAAUGAACAGGCACAAUCCUGAGCUUAAACUACCUGUGCAUGAGCCCGCCGGCGAUUGGGUAGUGACAUACGACCUGGAUGAUGAUGAAACCCUGACGAAGCGGGCUGAUAGACGUCAUGAUAUUGGCUGUCAGAACACCAGCCCCGACUGCACAAAGCACCAUUGUCAUUAA